Molecule: messenger RNA, 1663 nt
Organism: Catharus ustulatus (Swainson's thrush)
Lineage: Eukaryota; Metazoa; Chordata; Aves; Passeriformes; Turdidae
Exons: 14
Coding region: 17-1639 (540 amino acids)
Source: RefSeq, a predicted model, not a curated record
UUAUGAAAAAGAAAUAAUGAAAUUAAGGUUGGAACUUGAGAGAGGAGAGUCUUUUCUUCGAAUUCUGGAGAGUGAAAUGUCCUUUGCUCAAAAAGAUGCUCAGAAGCAGGUAGAUUCUGCAGAGGAUGAGCUACAUGAUGCGAAAACCAAGCUUUUGGAACUGCAUGUACAACAGAGAGGGCCUAGACAUCAACCUUUUAGCUACAGGUCAGAAAGUCCGCUUGACCAAAGUUAUAGUCAAGAUGUCCAGCAACCACAGGCUGAAACUGACCGAGCCAUCGAGGCAAUGUGCCACGGAACCAACACUGGGUCUGGAACCAGCUUACCCUCUGGAUCUUUUUGCCUUUCAUUUGUGUCCGAAGGAACCACUACACCUCGUGGUCCUUCUCCUGAUGAAUCUUUGUGUGUUCACUUUGGACCUGAAGCUGCUGGUUCACCUCCCCUACUUGCUCCUGCUUCUCCAUGUGAUGCCAGAACACCACCUACUCAUGCUCGUGACAGUGAUGAAUAUUUUCAGCCUCAGCUUGUGCUCAAAGGAGCUGCUGCACCUGUUGCUACAGAAACUGAUGAUCGUGUUCAGGUUAAUGUUGUACAACGAACAGCCCAUACACCUCCUCCUGCUCGUGCUCCUUGUGUACGCUGUGGAGAGCCUAGACACAGAUCCUACACUUUGUCAGGAACUGAGAUAACCUCUGGUGGGACACGCUGUAUGACCUGCCCUAUGUCUGGGACUGACACAACCUCUGAAUCCUUCCAGAUUCCAUUUGUACCCCAAGGAAUCAGUACACCUUGUGGUCCUGCUCAUGAUGCACGCUGUGGAGAGCCCAGACAGAGAUCUUACACUUUGUCAGGAAAUGAGAUACCCUCUGGUGGGACACUCUACAAAACCUGCCCUAUGUCUGGAACCAACACAGCCUCUGAAUCUCUUCCGAGUUACUUUAUACCUGGAGGAGUCAGUACAGCUGUUGGUUGUGUUCCUAAUGUACGCUGGGGAGAGCCUAGAGACAGAUGCUAUACUUUCUCAGUAACUGAGAUACCCUCUGGUGGGACACUCUACAGAACCUGCCCUAUGUCUGGAACCAACACAGCCUCUGAAUCUCUUCCGAAUUACUUUAUACCCCAAGGAGUCAGUACACCUGUUGGUCCUGCUCCUCCUGCAAGUGGGAGAGAGCCUCGAGAUCUACAUUUUAGCUCUGGGUCAGAAAGUGAUCUUGACCAGAGUUACAGCCAACAUUUCAGGCCACUGCGAGCUGCAGAUCACUCAACCCCCGAUGUGAUGCGCUACGCAAGUGACACUGACUUACACCACUACUGGAGACCCUGCCCUCCUCCUCUGCCUUCAUUCCUCUUUCCUAGUUGCUGGAGAGGCAGGAGUUACAAUUCCCCAGGACCAUCGGGCACGUAUGUCAGCGUUAUGCCAUCCGUAAUGAAUACUAGCUCAAAGCUGGAUUCUUCCUGUAUUAGGCCACUAAGUACUUUUUCCUUUUCCAUUCCCUCCUGUUGGAAUGGAAGUGGUACUGGGUCCUCAGUAAACACAUCCUUCAGUUUCAGACCACGCAGAUCCCAUUCUUUGCCUCCAUUCAGAUCUGUCAGCCAGGAUAUCUCAUCCAGAAGGAGAAGAAAUCAGUAUGGGCUGUGACAGCCUUCUUAUGCAACAUCCUAG